Messenger RNA from Larimichthys crocea (large yellow croaker), 1131 nucleotides. RefSeq names its product mitochondrial ribosomal protein L1 (gene mrpl1). Lineage: Eukaryota; Metazoa; Chordata; Actinopteri; Sciaenidae. The transcript is spliced from 10 exons. Bases 1 to 1065 code for a protein of 354 amino acids. The record is from RefSeq and is a predicted model, not a curated record.
AUGAGCUUGGCCAGGGUUGAACAAACCAUUCAGUUUUACCUCCCGGGCGGAACUAUUCAGCGCUUGUCGUUGUUUUCACACGGACUAGCGGCCUUCCCAGACAUGGCAGGUUGCACGCGGACUGUGUUGAAAGUUUUAGCAGGAUGUCGGAGGCAGCUGCUGAGAGCCGGCGCUCCCGCCUACACAGUCGCCUCACAGCCUGCACCGAGGAAUCUACCCGUCAGGACAUUUGCUGCUGUCAAGUCACUAAAGAAAGGCAAGAAAGAGGAGACGGAGAAGGAAGUGAAGAAACCGAAGGUAGUCAUUGAUGACAAAGACAGACAUAAACCUUAUGGCAAAACGGCGUGGACACCUGUGGAUGACGUGUACAUCAUGAGGUACUACCCCAGGACGAUCUAUGACGCAGGAGAAGCCAUUGACAUGCUGAAGAACUUUCAGAUGUUGGACUUCACUCCCCACACACAGCCUGUUUACACCGAUCUGAGACUAAACAUGAAGCUGGAGAAAAAGAAAAAAGUGGACCCCUUUGUCAGCACCAUACACUUACCGCACCCCUUCAAGACAGAGAUGAACAAAGUUUUAGUUUUUACUGAGGAUGCUGAUGAAGCCAAAGAAGCCCAGGAGAACGGAGCUGCGUUUGCUGGAGGGGUGGAGCUCAUACAGCCGAUCUUAGAUGAUGAGAUUUCAGCAGACUUCUAUGUAGCCGUGCCAGAUAUACUGCAGAAGCUUUUACCACUGAAAAACAAACUGAGGAAGAAGUUUCCAAAGAGCAAGAGAGGCUCAGUCGGCAUCCACAUUCCCAAGAUGUUGCAGUUGUUUAAAACGGGUCAUGAGUACAUGGUGGAGAGCGAAUGCUACGUCAGGACCCAGAUAGCCACGCUCGACAUGCCCAGAGAACACAUCUUUGCCAACCUGCAAACUAUCCUGCUUGAUGUUUGCUCCCACCGACCAGCCGAUAUGGGACCUUUCAUCGAGCGGGCGAUCAUUGCCAGUCAAACCAGUGAAGCUCUGUGGUAUAAGAGCAAAGACCUUUUACCGAAACCAGCGGAGGAGAAGAUGGAAUGACCUGUUUCAGAUUGUGUAUAUAUGCACCAUAAUAAAUAAAGUAUUUGUUUUGAGUUUGGCUCCCGA